Molecule: messenger RNA, 4784 nt
Organism: Physcomitrium patens
Lineage: Eukaryota; Viridiplantae; Streptophyta; Bryopsida; Funariales; Funariaceae
Product: RNA-binding KH domain-containing protein RCF3
Molecular function (GO): RNA binding
Source: RefSeq, a predicted model, not a curated record
UCCCCCGGUGCCUCCCUCCUCCGCUACUCCGCCCUUACUCAGUCUUGCCCCGCUCCUUCGUUUUCUUCGCACCGAGAAUGCGAGCGAGCAAGCAAGCGAGAGCCAGAGGAGGAGGUUCUUAUAUUGUUUCAUUCUGUCCAGUUUUUGUAACCAACUGUUAACGGACUAAUAACGAACUCUCCCCCUCCCCCUUCCCCGUCCCUUUCCUCUUUCUACCGAAGGCUUCCACGCGCUUGUGGACAAACCCUGGGGGCUUAGCAUUGCAUUGCCUUCGCUCAUGACCAGGGCUCCGCGAUAUCGAAUAUUGAAGAAGCCUUAGGGUUUCGUAAUAUUGUAAGCGGAGGUGUUCAUAUUUUUUGAAACAGCAGUAUUAGAAUUUUCGUUUGGUUUGGGAACACAGCCAGAAUGGACAGGGGUUACAAUGGAAAGCGGCCUCAUCCGCUGUAUGAUGGGGAUUUCCCAGACCGAAACGGUAGGCAAAAGCGACGGAAUGAAGGGAGUUACAGCAGCCGGGAACUAGGUGGUGGUCAAUUCGUAUCUCGCGACCUUCCAUUGCCUAUGGUGGCUGCUAAUUUGGCCGAUGAUGUAGUCUUUCGCAUUUUGUGUCCUGCUCCGAAGAUCGGUAGCGUUAUCGGCAAAGGAGGAAGUAUUAUCAAAACGUUACGCCAAGAAUCUGGUGCCAAAAUCAAAAUUGCAGAUGCCAUACCUGGAGUGGAUGAGAGAGUCAUUCUUAUCUCUUCUACAGAUCGAGGAAACGACAGAGGGCGAGGGAAGGAUGGGAGUGGCAGAGAGUCGCGGUCUGGUGUCAGAGGACGGGAUGGUCGAUCAAGAGAGAGAGAUGGGGGGAAGGAGGGGGACAAGAAAGAUACUGAAAGAGAUUCCGCUCAGAGAGAUAGUGAGGAGCUGACACCUGCUCAAGAAGCUCUGUUCAAGGUCCAUGCUCGCAUAAUUGCGGAUGUUGAGACUUCAGGGAUCGAUGGGUCUGAUCAGGAGGAAGAGCCUAGUCAACAGGUUGUCACACGGCUGCUUGUUCCCAACAAUCAAAUUGGAUGUCUGCUUGGAAAGGGAGGCAAGAUCAUAGAGCAGAUGCGACAAACCACUGGUGCUCAGAUUCGUGUUCUUCCUAAAGACCAGCUUCCCGGCUGUGCCCUUCCGACGGACGAGCUUGUUCAGGUUUCUGGAGAUGUUUCUACUCUGAAGAAAGCUUUGCUUUUCAUUUCCGCUCGAUUACAAGAGAAUCCUCCUCGAGAUCGACCACAGUCCUAUGCUGCUCCUGCUCCAGCCUUUGUACCAGUUACUGACUACUUAGCUAAAGAUUCCUAUCGCAGUAAGGGAACUGGGCAUGUUUUCGGACUUGGACCAGAACCGCUGGAAGGACGCAGUUGGACCAUCAGCAGCGGGAACUUGUCUUUGGACCGACAAGAUAACAGGCGCAGCAAGGAGGGACGCGAUUCCGGGGAGAAUGAGCUUGUGUUUCGUCUUCUUUGUCCUAGUGACAAGAUUGGCAGCGUUAUCGGGAAGGGUGGUAGCAUCAUACACAACUUGCGCAAGGAUACGGGGGCCCGCAUUAAGAUUGCUAAUGCAGUUCCUGGUUCUGAUGAACGUGUUAUCAUCGUAUCAGCCCUUGAGCUUCCGGGGGACUCUUUCUCUCCUGCACUCGAGGCUAUGAUUCAGGUGCAGAGUAGGAUUACCGCUGAGAUGGGGGGAGACAAGGAUGGAAUAAUUACUACUAGGCUUCUUGUGCCCACCAACCAAAUCGGAUGUUUACUAGGCAAGGGAGGAAGCAUCAUCGAGGAUAUGCGGAGAGCCACACGGGCUAAUAUUCGCGUUCUUCCGAAAGAUACUCUGCCUCGUUGUGCUCUAGAUACUGACGAGCUUGUGCAGAUCGUGGGUGAUACAACCGUGGCACGGGAAGCACUUUUUCAAGUUAUCAGCAGGUUGCGCAACAACGCGUUCAGAGAAAGUGGAAGCGAGACAGGGAGAGGCGGUGGUGGAGGUCGCGAUUUUGGACAUUCAAUGCCUCCUCUAAGCAUGUCAAGAGAAAGUUACAGCAGCUCGUACGACUUUGGUAGUAGGAUGGAAUCUAGGUCGACGCGUGGAGGCGUUUUCUCAUUACCUGGGAUGAGUAUCUCGGGAGCGAUUCAUUCGUCUUCUGGCUUUGGAAGUCUCGCUUCUCCUCCAGAAGCGUGGGGCAUCGGGGGAGGUGGUGGAUUGAGUAGCCUCUCUGGCUUUGGUGGUGGCCCUUCGCACUUGAUCCAACCACUUGCAGGAGGUUUUGGAGGAGGCGGGAACAGAGCUAUAGGCAGUCACGGGACAAGCCUAGGUACGAUGUCCACCAUCGAAGUUCAUAUUCCUAACAUUUCUGUCGGUUCAGUUAUCGGCAAGGGUGGCAGCAACAUCGCUCAUAUUCGGCAGAUUUCUGGAGCGAAGGUGAAACUGCACAACAGUGAACAGGGUGCAAAAGAUCGGGUGCUAGAACUUUCUGGAACGCAGGAUCAAACUCAUGCUGCUCAGAGUUUGGUGCAAGCCUACAUGCAGUCAUCCAUGGGUGGUGGUGGUAUACUUCCUUCUUAAGUAUCUCUCGCCUGACUUGGCUCAGUAAGUCAUGCUAUUAUAGCAGCCUGGCGGAUGAUCCUGGAGCCUGAAAGACCAUCACCACCCACACUACAUGUCGAAGCCUGCCAGCCAAGCCUGCCUCCACCUAUACCAGUGAGAGAGGAGAGGAGCCGAGCUGUGCCCACACUCUAUGAAGUGUUACUCAGACCCUUCCCUUGAUUCAGCCUGCUUAGGAGGAAUUGGCGUCCUUGAUACUGCAUGGGAUCAUUCUGUUGUGAUAUAUCGCAGCUUAGGUAUUUUAGCGCCUUUCUUGUGCCCUGCCACUUGGAUGUAGAUGCCAUCUUGGCCUACUUGCACAUGUUUGAUUUUACCGGCCUUCCUACACAAUGACUUCUUCCUGGGUGUAGUGCCGCAUGUUAGUUAGGAUAGCAAUAGCGCUUGAAGUAUGGCCACUUUAGUUGCGUGAAUUAUUCUUCCCCCUCUUUUUUAACCUUGUCACCCCUUGUUAUUUAUAGAGCCAGUCUGAAGACACUACGGUUUGACCACAUGGACUGCGUGUGUGGCGUCCCAGUUUUGUGAAUGGUUUGGCCAUUUAUGUACUUAUGCGACCCUCAUUUAGUACUAGAAAAGAAGACUUCAAAUUGUAAUGAUGUUUAGACUAGCUUUUACCACCUCAUACUCUGAGCAUUACAGCACAAGUUUUGUGUGGAUAAACUUGUAGUCCUGUUCCCCUUGACCUUGGACUGAUUAUUCCGCAUCUUAACAUUGGUCAGCCUUAAACUUAUCUCUAGUGUUUGAAGAACCACAGAAGAUAUUUCAAACGGUCUUUCUGGAUGAUGAAGUUCGAAAUUAAUCCCUUUAUUUAGCGGGCCCUUUCUUCAACUGACGGUAGAACUUUCUGGAAAAUUAUCAACAUGUUCACAAUGUAUACACUGCCCUCGAUGAUCGAGGACCAUGAUCGAUUCUCACUUAGAAAUUGGGCCCAUGUUUUAGGGGUUUAUUAUUUCUUUGAGUUCUAUUUUUCGGGUUUUGUUUUUGUUUUUGUUUUUUUGAAAAGUUUGACCGUCUUGGAAUGAACAGCUCUGUCUGGGUUGUCACAUGUAUCCACAAGAGUCGGUGCCUGUGGUCACUGCUCAUGUCUACACAAGUCUCAUUGCUUGUGUAACUUUGUGCAGUAUGUGAUAGCAGGUUUUGACCUUUGAUGCAGAGACAUCAGCGGAACAGCUGCCAACUUGGUGGUUUUGCCCAAAGGUGUAGACUGGUAAGUUCAGGUAUGUCUAACCUCAAUGUAUGUUAUGUACAGAUGUGACUUCUCACUUGUAUUGAAGUGUUCUGGCAGGUAUACUUUAUUUUUUGUCUGUCUUUAACAAUAUUGGCUCCUUAAUGACGUAGAAGAGCUGGGUUUUGGUCUUCUGAAACUUGCAUCUUUAUAGCAAGAGAGGAAGAUUGUUCUGGACUAAGAUCACUGCUUCAGGAGCAUGAUUCAUUACUAGAUUUUUUGGAGCUAAAACAAUCUCAGGCAACAUCUGUGAAGUCUUCCAUACUUGAAGUAUCGCAAUGCUACAGACGGCUGCAUGAUUGUAGCUACUUUUCGAGUAAUACUUUAGGUUGGUAGUAUUGUGCGAAUAGCUAGAUGCUGUGCUUUGCUAAAUGAAGAAAAUAUUGUGUUUUUUAUUCUCUUUGAUUACCUGAUUAAAUUGUUUGUAAUCAAGGAUAUUAGGAUCAAUAGUUUUUGGCAAAGGUGUAUGAAAGGAUAGCAGCUAUCAGCAGUUGAAUCGUCAAGGUGAACUCCUGGAGGACCCUUUCAGAUAGGUGUACCAUUACCUCACAUCAGUAGUUUGUAGUAAAUAGAGAUCAUCUUGUUGUCAGUAUGAGUGUUCAGAUGUGACAUAUUAGGGGCAUACUUUAAUUUGGAAUUUAACGUAGGAGAUGGAUUCUUCUCUUCUUUGAAUAGAACCGAGAAGAAGAGGUAAAACAGCUAGGUUUAUUCAGUGUCCAUAGUGCGCUUUUUGUGGUAACCAUUGGCAACCUCCACAGCCGUACUUUCAGACAUACAAAAUUUCUUUUCAGAAAACAUAGAAGUUAUGGCUGAAGCUUACUUCGUAAGCUAGGAGUUCAAGACGUUAUCAACAAAGAUGUUAAAAUUAAAGCGUUCCUAGUAAGGGAGGAAUCCAAUAACCCCUUACGAGGGAACUGGAAAUGCCAUUUCUUACCAGAUUCUCUCCUUA